AUGGCAUCACUCGGCAUUGAAUCGCCACUGGCAGACGUAUCUGUAAAUGUGCGGCCCCGUAGCACGGUCUCGCCUGCGCGCGGCAAGCCUGGAAAAAGCGCGCCGAAGCUGCGCCAAGACAAGGAAGACCGUGUGCCUGUUUUUCCGAGCGAGGCAGAUACGCGUGGGAUCGUUUCUCGCGACUGGGAUGGGCCUGAGCUCACGACGACGCGGCGCCGCAGCGCAGCGACGGUCUCGCGUGGGGACAGGUACAUUCCGAAUCGCGAGCUUGGCCGCAACAGCGCGCCAUCCACACAACCUUUUCUCGAGGACGGCGGCGGCGAUACGCUUGCAAGCACCUACUCCCCUGAGCGCAGAGGGUCUGUGCCAGAUACCAUGCCAGAUCCCGACGCGGCGAUUGCAUUGGAAGACGUGUGCAGUGUCGAGCUUGGUCAGCGAAUCCUCACCUUUUCCGCAGCACCACCAACUUCGAGCGGAACGCGCGAUGCGCGUUCGCGAUAUACGCCCAAAAGCAAGACAUUGCCCAGCAGCCUACUCGCCGCGAACCGACGCCGGAUCCCCAUGUCCGCGGAGCGCGUGUUGGACGCGCCGGCGAUUGUCUCCGACUUUUACUCCAACGUGCUCGACUGGUCGAGCCAAAACGUGAUUGCGAUUGCAUUGCAGUCUGCGGUGCAUACAUGGAACAGCGAGACGGGUGAGACCAAUUUCCUGCUGGACUUGGAAGAGGAAAGCGAGCGUGUGGGCGGCCGCGGCAUGGUCAAUUCGCUGCAAUGGGAUGCAAAUGGCACUGUCAUGGCCGUGGGAACCGACCGUGGCUACACACAGAUUUGGGACGUGGUCCGUGGCGUGCGUCUGCGCACGCUGCGUCCCGAUCCGCAUGGCGGCACCGACAACACCGCAAUCAAUACCCUGGCUUGGGCGCCCGACGGGACCCUCAACUGCGGCUACGGAAGCGGCCUGAUUCGCGAGCACGAUGUACGGCAGCGCGACUCGAUUACGCGCAGCCUGGAGCGUGCACACGGUGCGCAAGUGUGUGGUCUUACGUGGCGCGCGGACAGUGCGCUGCUUGCGUCGGGCGGAAAUGACAAUGUCGUCAAAGUUUGGGAUCGGCGCACGAGCGUCGCAAAAAUGCGCAAGGAAAACCACAAUGCGGCGGUGAGGGCGCUUGCUUGGUCGCCGCACCAUAGCAGUAUGCUCGCCACGGGCGGUGGAAGCACAGAUCGCUGUAUCCAUUUCUGGAAUACCACGCAAAACACGCGUGUGCAGACAAUCCAGACCGAUGCACAAAUCACGUCUUUGCAGUGGGCGCCACACUACCGCGAAAUUGUCUCGGCACAUGGCGUAGGCAGCGCCGAAGGAAACGACGGGAUGAUGUGUGUGUGGGCGCACCCUUCUGGCCAAAAGGUCGGCGAAAUUAACGCGCACGAAGGGCGGGUUCUGCACACCUCGCUUUCUCCGGACGGCCAGCUGAUUGCGAGUGUCGGCAGCGACGAGAGUCUCAAGAUUUGGCGUGUAUUUGAGCAGUCCGCAGAGCUUUCCAAGGGCGGCCAGCGUGGAAUUUUGGGCUCCAUGUACAAAGGGAUGUGUGCAGGGAAAGGCCAAAAUGGCUCGUCGCGCGCGCUGCGCUAG
Molecule: messenger RNA, 1629 nt
Organism: Malassezia vespertilionis
Lineage: Eukaryota; Fungi; Basidiomycota; Malasseziomycetes; Malasseziales; Malasseziaceae
Gene: slp1
Product: WD repeat-containing protein slp1
Exons: 1
Coding region: 1-1629 (542 amino acids)
Biological process (GO): positive regulation of ubiquitin protein ligase activity; anaphase-promoting complex-dependent catabolic process; positive regulation of anaphase-promoting complex-dependent catabolic process
Cellular component (GO): anaphase-promoting complex
Molecular function (GO): ubiquitin ligase activator activity; anaphase-promoting complex binding; protein binding
Source: RefSeq, a predicted model, not a curated record